UCAACAGCAGCAGCCACCUCAUCACCAAUUUACACCACACUGUCAAGUCCAUCUACUACAUCAACAAUUUCCAGCAGUCAGUCCACACUACCAUCCACCACAUCAACAAUUUCCACCCCUGAGUCAACAGCAGCAUCCACCAGUCAGUCAACACUUCCAUCUACAACAUCAACAGUUUCCACGACUGAUUCAACACCAGCCCCCACCACAUCACCAAUUUACACCACUCCGUCAAUUCCAUCAACAGCAGCCGCCACCUCAUCACCAAUUUACACCACACUGUCAAGUCCAUCUACUACAUCAACAAUUUCCAGCAGUCAGUCCACACUACCAUCCACCACAUCAACAAUUUCCACCCCUGAGUCAACAGAAGCAUCCACCAGUCAGUCAACACUUCCAUCUACAACAUCAACAGUUUCCACGACUGAUUCAACAGCAGCCCCCACCACAUCACCAAUUUACACCAAUCCGUCAAUUCCAUCAACAGCAGCCGCCACCUCAAUACCAAUUUACACCACACUGUCAAGUCCAUCUACUACAUCAACAAUUUCCAGCAGUCAAUCCACACUACCAUCCACCACAUCAACAAUUUCCACCCCUGAGUCAACAGCAGCAUCCACCAGUCAGUCAACACUUCCAUCUACAACAUCAACAGUUUCCACGACGGAUUCAACACCAGCCCCUGCCACAUCACCAAUUUACACCACACCGCCAAAUCCAUCUACUACAUCAACAAUUUCCAGCAUUUCCACCAUUCAGUAUGUAUCAGUUUCACCCAAAUCAAAUGUUACUACCAGUCAGUUAGGAAGUGCAGCUACCACCCUAAGAACAGUACAAUCUACCACAUCAACACAUCUACCACUUUUUACCAACCAGUCAUCAGUUAAAGCCUAUUUAUCAACAUUUAAUAGCUACAACAGAUCAACAGCUGGAUCCAGUACAGCAAGCUCUUCUGUAAAGGCAUCUUCAUUUUCUCCUUUGUCUGAAAGUACCAAUUCUUCAGUAACAGCCCAACCUGCCAUUGUAAUUCUUCGAGUCUCAGCUUUGAUUUCAGAAGCUAUGAGUAAUGAAGUUGAGAAGAUCAUCUUACAGAAGAUUCAAGAAUUGGUGACUAAUGUCAACCCCUCAGCUGUAGUUUCCAAGAUAUCAAUAUCACUAGCCUGAAUAAAAUCAUAAGAAGACACUAAGAGAAAAAGAAAAUGUUACUUACUUUCAAUUCUGAGAACAGAGUUCAUGCAUCAAGAAUGGAAGAAUAGACUUCUGCACUGGAUCUUUGUUCCAGAGAAAACUGCCAUACAACCUUGAAGGGUCACUCUUCCAUUAUACAGUCUAUGCUGGGUGAUGUGAUGUUAGGUCAGGUAUACUUCAACACCAAU
Erpetoichthys calabaricus (reedfish) is the source of this 1376-nucleotide messenger RNA. RefSeq lists its product as uncharacterized. NCBI's taxonomy places the organism in Eukaryota, Metazoa, Chordata, Cladistia, Polypteriformes, Polypteridae. The record is from RefSeq and is a predicted model, not a curated record. The transcript has 4 exons. The annotation marks the transcript as partial.